Molecule: messenger RNA, 480 nt
Organism: Rhinolophus ferrumequinum (greater horseshoe bat)
Lineage: Eukaryota; Metazoa; Chordata; Mammalia; Chiroptera; Rhinolophidae
Product: zinc finger protein 41-like
Exons: 4
Coding region: 1-480 (159 amino acids)
Biological process (GO): regulation of DNA-templated transcription
Source: RefSeq, a predicted model, not a curated record
AUGUCUGCAGCUGUGGCGUCGCUUCGGUGGCCGGAUGAGGAGAAUCAGAGCCGCCCAUUGACUCUUGUCCACGGGGACAGGCGAGCGGAGCCUCGGGGACACCAGGUGACACCCUCCCUCCCGCACACACCGACGCCCUCGACGCCGCCGCUGCGGGGAGAAACGGCCAAAGUCGCGCGGGGAAGGACGCCCGCCGCGCGGCUCUCCGGCUCUCGCCGCUCGCUGGGCCAAGGCGUUCAUUUCGGCCGCGCGGGGAAGCGCCGCCGUUGCGUCGCGCGCCAGCCACCUGUGAGCUUCAAGGACGUGGUUGUGACCUUCACGCGGGAGGAGUGGGGACAGCUGGACCCAGCCCAGAGGACAUUGUACAUCACCAUCACUCUGGAGACCUGUGACCACCUGCUCUCCCUGGAUGACCAAGUCCCAUUGACCAGGGCUUCUGCUUUCCAAACCAGAUGUGAUCUCCUGGCUGGAGCUGUAUGA